Molecule: messenger RNA, 822 nt
Organism: Gavia stellata (red-throated loon)
Lineage: Eukaryota; Metazoa; Chordata; Aves; Gaviiformes; Gaviidae
Product: folate receptor gamma-like
Cellular component (GO): external side of plasma membrane
Molecular function (GO): signaling receptor activity
Source: RefSeq, a predicted model, not a curated record
AUGAGCCGCGCUCGCCCCAUGGCACCCGGCGCGUGGCACCCCCCCAGGGCGAUGGCGACCGCGUGGGUGCUGCUGCUGGUGCUCCUGGCCUGGCCGGCUGCCGCCACCGCCGCCACCGCCGCCGCCGCCACCGCGCAGGACUCGCUGCUCAACGUCUGCAUGGACGCCAAGCACCACAAAACGGAGCCCGGCCCCGAGGGGCAGCUCUACGGGCAGUGUGUACUCUGGAAGGAGAACGCCUGCUGCACGGCCAACACCAGUUUGGAGGCUCACCGGGACCAGUCCUACCUGUACAACUUCAACUGGGACCACUGCGGGGCCAUGCCGGAGAAGUGCAAGCGACACUUCAUCCAGGACACGUGUCUCUACGAGUGCUCCCCCAACCUGGGGCCCUGGAUCGACCAGGCGGACACCAGCUGGCGUAAGCAGCGGAUCCUGCACGUGCCGCUGUGCCGGGAGGACUGCGAGCAGUGGUGGGAGGACUGCCGGGACGCCGUCACCUGCAAGGUCAACUGGCACAAGGGCUGGAACUGGACCACAGGCACCAACCAGUGUCCCCGGGGUGCCAUGUGCCAGAAGUUCCGGUUCGUCUUCCCCACGGCGGCCCACCUCUGCGAGCAGAUCUGGUCCCACUCCUACCGCUACACCCCGUACCCCCGCGGCAGCGGCCGCUGCAUCCAGAUGUGGUUCGACCCCGCGCAGGGGAACCCCAACGUCGCCGUCGCCCGCUAUUACGCCCGGGGGGCCGCCCCGCCCCCCCCCGGCCCCCCGCUCCCCGGCCUGCUGGCCCUGCUGCCCCCCGCCCUCCUGGCCCUGCGCUGA